Messenger RNA from Leishmania major strain Friedlin, 1167 nucleotides. RefSeq lists its product as hypothetical. The transcript has a single exon. The record is from RefSeq and is a predicted model, not a curated record. The coding region runs from base 1 to 1167 and encodes 388 amino acids. Lineage: Eukaryota; Euglenozoa; Kinetoplastea; Trypanosomatida; Trypanosomatidae. Gene Ontology annotation, cellular component: mitochondrial matrix.
AUGUUGCGUCGCACGCUCCCAUGCUGCGCCGCUGCGCCUCUCCGAUACGCUGCCUCCCCACUGUGUUUCCCGCGCUCAAGACGUGGUGUGGGCCCAGCCUUCAGCAGCAGCAACGGUCUCUUGCACAUGACGCGGGCGUACGCCACCACGACCCCGCCGUCGGCAGGCAAUCACGAUGACGCGGCUGACGAGGAUGCGCACAUGAUGGGUGACGGCGAUGUUGACGCUGCCGCCGCCCAUCGCCACCACGCCCCGACGCUUCGCAGUGCCCUGCCGCCGAGCGCCACGGAGCUGCCAGAGGAGUCGUUCCUUAAAUGCAUCGACAAGGAAAUCCUCGACGAGAAGAUGCGUCUGGACAGAGAGCACGGCCCGCCGCCGGUGCCGAUGGGGUGGACGAUGCAUCACGCGGAGGGCACCAGCUUCAUCUACGGACGUCGGCUGUGGAUGCCGCCGCCGCCAUCAUCCUCGUCGUCGUCGCCAAGCACGUGGAGUGGAGAGGCCGAGGCUCGGUGCGGCGACGCCAGAGACAGCUCUACCCAAGAGAGCAGAGAAGGAGAGCAGGAGCGGCAGGAGCGGGAAGUGAAGCCGGCCCCGGAGGCCAUGGAGCGGCACUUCUUGCGCAUCCAGCUCACCUCCCGUGAUGCCUCGCUCGACCCUGAGUGCGACGUGCGCGGCGAGCACUUCCCUUUCUCCUUCUUUGUUCAACGCGUUCUCCCUGAAGAAGGCGAGGAGGGGAGCGGUGCGGGGGUGACGAGCCGCAGCAGUGGCGAGCAGGGCGCCACCGCCGCCAACAGUCAGGACGCUCUCCAUGGGGAUUCGUUCGAGGAGCACACUUUCUACCACAACAGUAUCGAGGUUCGCUGUGACGUCGUUGAUGGGGAGCUGAUCGUCGACGGCGUGGUCUACCACGGCCCUCCUCCUCCCACGUCCCAUCCGCCGUCCUCGUCCGGUGCCCCACGGCCGCGGUACACGAACCCGUUCGGCGGCUACCCGGGGCCAAACCUGGAUGAGGCGGAAGAGGAGGUCCUCGAUGGCAUUCAGAGCUGGCUGGCCGAGCGCGGCGUCGACGACCAGCUCGGCGAAUUCGUUGGGCAGUACUCUAUAUGGGUGGAGCAGGCGGAGUACGAGCGGUGGCUGCAGCAGCUGCGCGACUACGUGGCGGCGUGA